Messenger RNA from Sphaerodactylus townsendi, 936 nucleotides. RefSeq names its product olfactory receptor 5V1-like. Bases 1 to 936 code for a protein of 311 amino acids. The record is from RefSeq and is a predicted model, not a curated record. Gene Ontology annotation, cellular component: membrane. Gene Ontology annotation, molecular function: olfactory receptor activity; G protein-coupled receptor activity. The transcript has a single exon. Lineage: Eukaryota; Metazoa; Chordata; Lepidosauria; Squamata; Sphaerodactylidae. Gene Ontology annotation, biological process: G protein-coupled receptor signaling pathway.
AUGGACACAGCCAAUGUAUCAAUGGUGCAGAACUUCUUCUUUACAGAACUGUCUGAUCUCCCGGAAGUACAGAUUUUCCUCUUUGUAAUGAUUCUGCUGGUCUAUUUGAUUACUUUAGCUGGAAAUGGUGCUAUCCUUGUGGCAAUAGGGACAGACAAUCACCUCCAGACUCCCAUGUACUUCUUCCUCAGUAAUUUAUCUUUGCUGGAUGUUCUUUGCCCAACUGUCACAGUACCAAAGAUGUUGCAGAUUUUCUUGUCAGAGGACAAGACCAUCUCAUUUGCUGGCUGUGCAGUACAGCUAUUCUUUCUCAUAGAUAUUGUAGGCACUGAAAUUUUACUCCUAGCAGUGAUGGCAUAUGACCGCUAUGUGGCAAUAUGUAGUCCUUUGCAGUAUACAACCAUCAUGAGUAAACAACUGAGUGCUAAGUUGGCUGCUGGGACCUGGGUAACUGGAAUUAUCAACUCCUUGGUUCAUACUUCCUUAGCCUUUACACUAUCUUUCUGUGGGCCCAAUAAAAUUGACCAGUAUUACUGUGAUAUUCCCCCAGUGCUUGCCCUUUCUUGUUCUUCCACCUAUCUUCCUGAACUAGUCCUUCUGCUUGUGGCUGGUAUUAUAGGUAGCAGUGCAUUUCUGAUCACGCUGAUCUCUUAUAUCUAUAUAAUUUCUACUGUUUUGCACAUGCCAUCCACAGAAGGCAGACAGAAAGCCUUUUCCACUUGUGGAUCCCACUUGACUGUAGUUUGUUUAUUCUAUGGAACCACCAUGUUCACCUAUGGACGACCAACUUCAGCUUAUUCACCCAAGCAAGAUAGGGUUGUUUCUAUGCUCUAUGGGGUCAUCACUCCCAUGUUAAAUCCCAUGAUCUACAGUUUGAGGAAUAAGGAUGUUAAAAGGGCCUUGGUUAAAACAUUCAGCCUGAAAUUUUUUUUCUAG